Knipowitschia caucasica is the source of this 672-nucleotide messenger RNA. The record is from the annotation of a GenBank genome assembly. NCBI's taxonomy places the organism in Eukaryota, Metazoa, Chordata, Actinopteri, Gobiiformes, Gobiidae.
AUGGCCAGUCACAUUUUGGAGAUUAUUGGAGGGAUCACACCAAAAGCUUUGCAGACACUUGCAGAGACCAGAAAGGAGCCAGACAUGUGGUCCAUGGAGGAGGGAGAUGAUUCUGUGUUCUACAGCGAUGAAGAAGCUCAAACUCAGGCAGAAGCUUUAGAGAGAAGAAUUGUGAUCAGUGAAGCUGAUGAGACACCACUGCAAGAGGAAAACCAUGGAGCUGUUCAGUGCAUUAAACAGGAGGAAGACAGAAUAGGCACUGAGCUCAAAGCAGAAAACAAAAAUCCAAGCAUCGACAUUUCACAUCUGUUAGCGAGAGGAGCACAUGAAGACAGUCAGGUGAUAGACACAGACACAGAGCAGUGUUCAAGCAAAGAUCUGACAGAUUAUUCAGCAGCAGCCCAGAUUACCACAGGCUCCAUGGCUACAAACUAUCAACAGUGUUACCAGCCUCCAGUUUAUCAGAAGUCUGAGAGAAGCCCCCUCCAACGAGAUCCCCAGGAUUCUAGCCUGGGCCAGUCCAUUCCAGCUUCAAGCAACAAGUCAUCCAAAUCCAAGCCCUUCAACCACCUCACCUCCUCCAAGUACAGCACCCUGUCUUACCGCAGGAUCCGCCGUGGCAACACUAGGCAGAAGAUACAGGAGUUUGAGCACAUGAUCACCAACUUGUGA